AUGGCAGACGCGCCACAAGUAGCAUACAACCAUUCGGAUCUACAAGUCGAUCAAAGUGAUGAGCAGCCGACUUUGGCGUACAGCUACAACUCCUCGAAAGGGCUACUGCUGCAGUCGUCCAAUAUGGGAAAAGCGAUGGAGCUUUGCUACGGAAUUUGA
Messenger RNA from Pyrenophora tritici-repentis Pt-1C-BFP, 159 nucleotides. The record is from RefSeq and is a predicted model, not a curated record. Lineage: Eukaryota; Fungi; Ascomycota; Dothideomycetes; Pleosporales; Pleosporaceae.